AUGGAGGAGAUCAUCAAGAAGGACUUGAAGGUGCUCGUGGUGGGAGGCGGCAAGUCCGGCUGCGACAUGAUUUGCGCCUUCCAAAAGAAGGGCUACAAGCAGCUCACCUGGCUCUUCCGGGCUCCCUAUUGGUUCUUGAGGUAUGCCCCGGUGACCACGGGAGGCUUCAAAGGUUUCCUCUUCCUUUGCAGCCUCCUCCUCUUCCUCUUCUCCUACCAGCUGCCCGUCCUCGUGGCCUGGCUCAUCGGAUACCUGGUGCUGCCUAAGUCCGAAGGAGGCCUUCUGCCCCAGCACUUCGACGGCCGGCGCUUCCACUUCGGCAUCCUGGACGACAAGCAGGUGGCCUUCGUGGAGCAGGUGGCCGCCAAGCAGGGAGAGCCCAAGGAACUCACCAAGGAGGGCAUGCAGCUGGAGAGCGGAGAGAUGUUGAAGUGCGACGUGGUGAUCUAUGCCACAGGCUACGAGACCGGGUGGGGUGAUCUGAAGUUGCUGAAGGAUGGCGAGGUGGUCGAUGCUGGGGAUGUCAAGCUCUACCACCACGCAGUGGUGCCCAACUUCCCCUGCCUCAUGUCCGCGUCCACGGCCUUCUUCCAAUUUGGGCCAUGUCGGGGUCUCACCACGGCGCAGUACAUCACCUGGUACCUGCAGGCUGCCCCAAGCGAGGCGGAGAUGAUCGCCACAGCUCAGCAGAAUUGGUCGAGCCAGAGUGCCGGGAAGUCCAACGGCUUCCGAUCCGACCAUGCCUUCACCGCGGAGUUCCUGCUCUUCUACCUGGACUUGUGGCGCGGGGGCAUGGUGUCCAUCUUCGGAAUGCUCAAGAUCUUCGUGGAUCUCUUCGUGGUCAGCAAGAUGUCGCCUUUGGUGCUGAGGAAGGGAACCAUGCCCGCCUUCCCGCAGUAG
Messenger RNA from Symbiodinium necroappetens, 900 nucleotides. NCBI's taxonomy places the organism in Eukaryota, Dinophyceae, Suessiales, Symbiodiniaceae. The record is from the annotation of a GenBank genome assembly.